Messenger RNA from Closterium sp. Naga37s-1, 2685 nucleotides. Lineage: Eukaryota; Viridiplantae; Streptophyta; Zygnematophyceae; Desmidiales; Closteriaceae. The record is from the annotation of a GenBank genome assembly.
AUGAGGAUCAUGAUAAAGGGAGGGGUGUGGAAGAACACGGAGGAUGAGAUCCUGAAAGCGGCUGUGAUGAAGUACGGCAAGAACCAGUGGUCGCGCAUCUCCUCGCUGCUCGUGCGCAAGUCCGCGAAGCAGUGCAAGGCGCGGUGGUACGAGUGGCUGGAUCCGAGCAUCAAGAAGACGGAGUGGACGCGCGAGGAGGACGAGAAGCUGCUGCACCUGGCGAAGCUCAUGCCCACGCAAUGGCGCACCAUCGCGCCCAUCGUCGGCCGCACGCCCGCGCAGUGCCUCGAGCGCUACGAGAAGCUCCUCGACGCCGCCUGCUCGCGCGACGACUCCGCCGCCGCCGGCUACGACGCGUCCGACGACCCGCGCCGCCUGCGCCCCGGUGAGAUCGACCCGAACCCCGAGGCGAAGCCGGCUCGGCCCGACCCCGUGGAUAUGGAUGAGGACGAAAAGGAGAUGCUUUCGGAGGCGCGCGCGCGCCUGGCGAACACGCGCGGGAAGAAGGCGAAGCGCAAGGCGCGCGAGAAGCAGCUGGAGGAGGCGCGGCGGCUGGCGUCGCUGCAGAAGCGGCGCGAGCUGAAGGCGGCGGGGCUGGAGGCGAACUACCGGCGGCGGAAGAACAAAGGGAUCGACUAUAACGCGGAAAUUCCGUUCGAGAAGAGGCCGCCGCCCGGGUUCUUCGACACGAGCGGCGAGGAGGCGAACUCCGUGCAGCCGAUGCGGUUCCCCGUGACGCAGGAGGAGCUGGAGGGCAAGCGGCGCGCGGACGUAGAGGCGGCGGAGCGCAAGCACGACGCGGCGGCGAACAAGAUGCGGCUGCGACACGACGCACCCGCCAGCGUGCUGCAGGUGAACCAACUCAACGAUCCGGCGGCGGUGCGCAAGCGCUCCAAGCUCUCGCUGCCCGCGCCGCAGAUCUCGGACCAGGAGCUGGCGGCGAUCGCCAAGAUGACGCACGCCGCCGACGCGCUCGCCGCCAGCGAGGACGGCGACCCCGCGACGCGCGCGCUGCUCGCCAGUUACGGCCAGACGCCCGCGCACGCCGCCGCCGCCGCCGCGCUCACGCCGCUGCGCACGCCGCAGCGCACGCCCGGCGGCAAGGGCGACGCGAUUAUGAUGGAGGCGGAGAAUCUCGCGCGGCUGAGAGACACGCAGACGCCGCUGUUCGGCGGACAGAACCCCGAUCUGCACCCCUCGGACUUCUCAGGCAUCACUCCGCGGAAGAAAGAGGCGCACACGCCCAACCCGCUCGCCACGCCCUUCCGCACGCCCGGCACGGCCGUGGGGAUGACCCCGGGCGGGCUGGCGCUGGCGGGGGCGGGCGCGCCGGGGAGCGUCCGCGGGGCGUCGGUGGGCGGAACGCCCGGGAAGGACUCGGUGUUCGGCGCGACACCGUCGGAGGGGAUGGUGACGCCGGGCGGGGAGAGCGUGCGCGCGGAGAAGCUGCGGCUGGCGGAGGUGCGCGAGAGCUUGCGCCAGGGGCUGGGGUCGCUCCCCGCGCCCAAGAACGAAUACUCCAUCGUCGUCCCGGAGUUGCCCGAGGACGAGCGCGCGGAGGGCGCGCGGGGCGCAGGCGAGGACGGGGAGGAGCUAGACAUGGAGCUGGAUAUGUCGGAGAUGCAAGAGCGGCAGGAGGCCGCCAGGCGCGCGGAGGAGGAGGCGCGGCUGCGCAAGCGGUCGCAGGUGCUGCAGCGGGAGCUUCCGCGACCGUCGGUCGCAGCCGUGAAGCGGGUGGUUGACGCGGCGGGGAAGGGGCGCGGAGGGGUAGGCGGGGGAGGCGGGGGCGUGACGCUGAUGGAGCGCGCGGAGGAGAUGGUGCGCGCGGAGCUGGCGCUGCUGCUGCAGCAUGACGCUGUGGCGUAUCCGCUGCCGCCCGGGGCGGAGGGCGCGGGAGGGGGCAAGGAGGGGAAGCGGAAGAAGGGCGGGAGGGGCGAGGACGGGAGUGCGGCGGGGUUGGAAGCGGUGGAUUUGGAGGACGUGGAAGAUGACCUCAUGCAACAGGCGCGGGCGCUACUGAGCGAGGAGGCGGGGUACGUGCGGAUGGCGCUGGGGCAGGAGGACACGGGCGCGGACGAGUGGGGGGAGGCGUGGGAGGCGUGCGCGGACGACCUCGUCUUCCUGCCCGCGCAGGCUGCCUGGGGCCUGGCGUCGCUGGCGGCGAGCGCGGACGUGGUGGCGGCGCUGCGCCCUGUGGCAGAACGAGUGGGCAAGGCAGCGGAGAGCGAGGGGAAGAGGUGCAGCAAGCUGGAGCACAAGACCAAGGUCAUGUCGCAUGGAUACCAGAACCGUGCGGAGGCGCUGUGGAAGCAGGUGGAGGCGGCACACAGGGAGGCAGGCACUCUAGCAACCGAGCUGCAGUGCUUCCGGGCACUGCACGCCCAGGAGGUGCUAGCGGCGCCCCGACGCAUAGAGACGCUGCAGGGUGAUGUGGCGGGGGUGACGGAGCGGGAACGAGCGCUGCAGUUGCGGUAUGAGAAUUUGCUGGUGGAGAGGCAGCACUGGCGCAAGGUGGUGGCGGAAGGGGAGAGACGCAAGGCGGAGGCGGAAGCUGCUGCUGCUGCUGCUGCUGCCGCAGAGGCUGAAGCGAAGGCUAAGAGGCUGCUAGAGGUGCUCGUGGUGUUCCGUGCCGACACACAGGGCCUGACGACAGUACUGAAAAUGAUACACACCAAAGAAGCAUAA